AUGGAGCCAAACAUGCUCGAUAGUCUCCUCGACUUGGAGGAGCAGUUCUAUAAUGAAGGCUUUGACCUGGGAGCCGCCGAUGGCGCCAAGGCGGGGUACACCGAGGGCAGCGUCUUCGCCGUCGAGAAAGGCUUCGAGAAAUUCGUGGAGUUGGGCCGCCUCUAUGGCAAAGCUCUAGUCUGGGCUCAACGGCUCGCAGAUUCAAAGUCGCCAGAAGCUUCGGAACAACCAUUGAGUCAGCCGGUGUCCGCAGAUGUCCUCUCUCUCGGUCCGUCAAUCUGCAAAGAAAUGCCGAGUCUUCCGUCGCAUAGUGCGCGGUUGACCAGAAACCUCGAAAUCCUGCUGGAGCUAGUUGAUCCAGCUUCUCUAGAUAUGAGAAAUACCGAGGAAGCCGUGAACGACGUGGAUGAGCGGCUGAAAGGCGCUGCUGUCAAAGCCAAGCUCAUCCAGAGAGCCAUGGGCGAGAGCGAAGAGCCUCUAGGUACUCGAUCAAAUGCUAAAGAUGGCCAGAGGCCGGGUGAUGGAACGGGCAGCAUCGAAGACAUCAGCUCGUUGAACGUUCGCCACUGA
Messenger RNA from Penicillium cinerascens, 570 nucleotides. RefSeq names its product Yae1 family protein. The coding region runs from base 1 to 570 and encodes 189 amino acids. The transcript has a single exon. The record is from RefSeq and is a predicted model, not a curated record. NCBI's taxonomy places the organism in Eukaryota, Fungi, Ascomycota, Eurotiomycetes, Eurotiales, Aspergillaceae.